This is a messenger RNA of Thelazia callipaeda (thelaziosis nematode), 585 nucleotides long. The record is from the annotation of a GenBank genome assembly. NCBI's taxonomy places the organism in Eukaryota, Metazoa, Nematoda, Chromadorea, Rhabditida, Thelaziidae.
AUGGAUGAUCGUGAACCAUGGCGAUUUUAUUUUUCAUCAUUUUGCAGCCCUUAUAGAAUUGGAGAUGAUGUUGGUGGGGCUUUUUCGUUGGGAUUAGCUGGUGGAUCAGUAUUUCAUGCGCAUAGUGGCUUCAGGAAUUCGCCAUGGGGACAUAAACUCCUUGGUAUCAUGCGUGAGGUACGUACAAGAUCACCAGUAGUGGGGGGUCAGUUUGCGGCUUGGGGUGGUCUAUUCAGUGCGAUCGAUUGUAGCUUAGUAGCGCUCAGGAAAAAAGUUCAUGAAGAUAUGUUCAAUCCCAUAGCAUCUGGUGGGCUCACUGGUGCUUUACUGGCUGUACGUUCUGGUCCUAUGGUCAUGAUGGGCUCAGCAGCAGUUGGGGCAGUGAUCGUUGGUAUGAUUGAAGUAGCUUCAUUGGCAGUGGGCAAAUUUGCUGGUAUAGUUAUGGAUCCAAAUGCCAUGCAGCAGCAGGAGUUGGAGGAUCCAGCAGUUUUGGGUACAAAGCCGAAACAUGGAAGUAGCGCGAGUACUUCUGGCGUUUCCGGAGAUUCUUCUGCUGUACCAUUGUCAUUAGCUCAGCCUUAUUGA